This is a messenger RNA of Carica papaya (papaya), 1564 nucleotides long. It is a transcript of the gene ATMPK13, whose product is annotated as Protein kinase superfamily protein. The record is from RefSeq and is a predicted model, not a curated record. NCBI's taxonomy places the organism in Eukaryota, Viridiplantae, Streptophyta, Magnoliopsida, Brassicales, Caricaceae. Gene Ontology annotation, biological process: protein phosphorylation. Gene Ontology annotation, molecular function: ATP binding; MAP kinase activity.
GUUUCUGUGUUUUGUACUUUUGAGCGUGAAGAGAGCGAAGCAGAGAAGAAAGAAAGAUGGAGAACGAAGCAAGAAUGGCAGGUGAAAGAGGACUGGGAAUUCCAACACACGGAGGGAGGUACGUGCUGUAUAACGUUCUCGGUAAUAUCUUUGAGGUCUCCUCCAAGUAUGUUCCUCCUAUACAGCCCGUCGGUCGCGGCGCAUACGGCAUCGUUUGCUGUGCAAUGAAUUCGGACACAAAUGAAGAGGUUGCAAUAAAGAAGAUCGGAAAUGCUUUUGAUAACAGGAUUGAUGCUAAAAGAACACUUCGUGAAAUUAAGCUUUUGCGUCACAUGGAUCAUGAGAAUGUCAUCAAAAUCAAGGACAUUAUACCUCCGCCAGAGAAGGACAAGUUUAAUGAUGUAUAUAUUGUUAAUGAGUUAAUGGAUACUGAUCUAAAUCAGAUAAUACGGUCUAGCCAGGCUUUGACUGAUGAUCAUUGUCAGUAUUUCUUAUAUCAAUUGUUGCGGGGACUGAAAUAUAUACACUCUGCAAAUGUUCUGCACCGAGAUCUGAAACCAAGCAAUCUGCUUCUCAAUGCUAACUGUGAUCUCAAGAUAUGUGACUUUGGGCUUGCAAGAACUGUUUUAGAGACAGAUCUAAUGACAGAAUAUGUUGUAACCCGGUGGUAUCGAGCCCCUGAAUUGCUACUAAAUUGUUCAGAGUAUACUGUAGCUAUCGAUAUUUGGUCAGUUGGUUGCAUUCUCAUGGAGAUUCUCAGAAGGGAGCCACUUUUUCCUGGCAAAGACUAUGUUCAGCAGUUGCGACUGAUUACUGAGCUACUAGGUUCACCGGAUGAUUUGGAUCUUGGAUUUGUAAGAAGUGACAAUGCUAGGAAGUAUGUUAAACAACUUCCAUAUAGUCCAAAGCAACCAUUUUCCCAGAAGUUUCCUGACUUUUCCUCUGCGGCAAUUGAUCUUGCAGAAAAAAUGCUUGUGUUUGAUCCAUGUAAACGUAUUACCGUUGAGGAAGCACUGAAUCAUCCAUUUCUGUCAAGUCUUCAUGAGAUCAAUGAGGAGCCGACUUGCUCAUCUCCUUUUGUUUUCGAUUUCGAACAAACAACCUUGGAUGAAGAGGAUAUAAAAGAGCUUAUAUGGAGGGAGUCAUUGAACUUCAAUCCGGAUAAUAUGGUUGAGUAAUCUCUCUCCGAACACAAAUUCUAUAUUUUUGCUUCUGCCCUGGUUAUGUUUUCGGUUUAGAAAGGCUUGCAUAUGUGUACUAUGUUGAGAUGGGAAUCUGUACAAGCAGAAAGAUAUGGGGGGAGAUAGGUUCUCCUCCAUCUGGUAUUGAGAGGGUAAAAGGGUUUGUUGUUUUGAAAUCGGUUGAAGUAGGGAGAGUAGUGGAUUCAUUCUUUUAAAGAAUCCAAUCACGCCUUUUUAAGGCUUGUCUGCAAAAAAAGGGAGCUAGUUUCCGAGUUUCCCUGUUUCUGGCAGUGUUUUAUAUAGAUAUAUGAUUAUAUACUUAUAUUGUAUAUGCAAUUUGUCAAUGACAAGAAAACAAUAAGAGAAACCAAUUGCAUGGUUAA